Messenger RNA from Helicoverpa zea (corn earworm), 1852 nucleotides. RefSeq names its product ADP-ribosylation factor-like protein 3. Gene Ontology annotation, cellular component: microtubule cytoskeleton; cytoplasm. The transcript has 5 exons. Gene Ontology annotation, biological process: cilium assembly. The coding region runs from base 145 to 693 and encodes 182 amino acids. The record is from RefSeq and is a predicted model, not a curated record. Gene Ontology annotation, molecular function: GTPase activity; GTP binding. Lineage: Eukaryota; Metazoa; Arthropoda; Insecta; Lepidoptera; Noctuidae.
AUAGAAACGGCGACAUGUCAACAAAUUGAAAUUUCCUUCAAUUCACGCAAGUCGCGAAGAAAUAAUUUAAUUACGAUGAAAAACAUUGUUUUUUAGUAACGAAAACUUGAAUUGCACCUAGUCUACCUUCCAAAGAUCGUCUCCAUGAUGGGCCUACUGAAUAUUUUGAAAAAGCUGCGCUCUAACCCUGACAAAGAGUUGCGUUUGCUACUUCUUGGACUGGAUAACGCUGGUAAAACGACACUCCUGAAGCAGUUGGCCUCAGAAGAUGUGAAUCAUGUCACUCCCACAGCGGGUUUCAAUAUUAAAUCGGUUUUAUCUAAUGGUUUUAAGCUAAAUGUGUGGGAUAUCGGCGGUCAGAGGAAGAUAAGACCGUACUGGAGAAACUAUUUCGAAAAUACCGAUAUUUUGAUUUAUGUAGUGGACUGUUCUGAUCACCAAAGACUGGAGGAGACAGGCCAGGAGUUAGCAGAAUUACUGGAAGAUGACAAGUUACGUGGCGUACCACUGCUGGUGUAUGCAAAUAAACAAGACUUGGCUACAGCGUUACCAGCCAGUGAGAUAGCCCAGCACCUAGGUCUGCACCUCAUUAGAGAUCGCACUUGGCAGAUACAAGCUUGUGUAGCUACUGACGGCACUGGAGUUAAGGAAGGAAUGGAAUGGGUCUGCAAAAACAUCCCAGCUAAGAAAUAAAACAUUUCUAUACUUAUGAUAAAAAUAAUUCCUUACGCUUAACGUUAGUAGAAGUUGUAUUAUUGUCUUUAAAUAAUAAUAAUGUUAAAAAAUAAUCACUACCAAAUAAAAAUAAUGAUAUUAUUUAUUUUAUUCUAGUCUGAAGGAAACCGUCCAAAGUUAUAUUAUGUAGUUAUGAAAUAAUUUAUCAGCCUAUUCGAUGCUUGACUAUCUAUUGCAGAUAUUAAAUGACUUUAUAUACUUUCAAGUGCCUAAUAAGUUCGAUUUAUUCUAUAUAAAUCUAUGUAGAAAGAAGCAAUAACCGCAGUUUAGAUAUAUGCUCUUGUAAACAGUUGUGAAUCUACGUACUAAAGUUUGUAACAAUGUCACUCACACACGCAUGUGCUCGAUAAAAUGCUCGUCGAUGCAUGUGUGUGCGUUACAUUUUCAUGAACGUCACAACUGUUCACAGAAUAUAUCUAAACUGUACAAUAGGUAACUGAUCAUUCAAUUGGUACAGUCAGAGACAAAAUUUUGACUCUAGAUCAGCGGUAUGUAGGUAGGUUCCUGUCUACGUCAAGUUCUAACUAAGUCAUGUUCUUAAUAAUUUUAAUUCCCUAGUUUAUAAUUUUAAUUUAUAUGACUGACGUUACUUUAAUUUCUGUAUCUUAGUGAGUCUUUGUAGAAUUUUUUGCGAUUGAAUGAAAUAAUAAUCAAAAAUAUUAAAUAAUAAUGGAAAAUAUUGUAACUCUUGAGAACGAUAAUUAUGAUGUUUAUUAAUUAUAUACGAGCACAUAAAUAGGUGCUAAGAAAAAAGAUUUAAACUAAAUAAUUGAAAUAUUAGAUGUAGUACAGUCAGCAGCAAAAGUUUAUUUUUAUGUUAAAUUAAUAAUUAUGAUUAUAUUAUGAUAAAACAAUUUAAGGGUCCAUUAAGAAAUUUUCGAAAAAUCCGUCCGUAGGUAUAUAGUAAUAAAUAUACUUUAUGUAGUAAUAUUUCAUUUAUUUGUUGCGGAUUUAUAAAAUUAUGUAUUCUUUAUACCUUAAUUAGGCUCGCACCUAUGUGCAUGAUUCUCUAAAAUUGAAUUCCCACUGUUUGCAAUUUUAAGUUUUCUACGAUUGUAAUUUGCAUACAUAGGUAUAUGCCUUCCAUUUAAAUAAAUAAUACGAGUUUUCAGUCUAA